Molecule: messenger RNA, 876 nt
Organism: Paramecium octaurelia
Lineage: Eukaryota; Ciliophora; Oligohymenophorea; Peniculida; Parameciidae
Source: the annotation of a GenBank genome assembly
AUCAGAAUAGAAUGGAAAUAGGAGUACAAAAAUAAACAGAUGAUGAAAAGCAAGUCUAGCCAGGAUAAUUCAACAAACUAAAUGAUAGUGGGGAUAAAAAGCAAACAGGAUAUUGUGGAUUUCUGACUGUUGAGUAAUUACUACAAUUCUAAAAUAGAUAUUACACUCCAUAUUUCAAUGUCACAGAAAAUGAUGUUAUACAAAGAGUCAAAGCCACCUUCCUUCCAUUUCGACCAGAUUUCCUAAACAUUACCAAAGAUAACCCAGAUUUGUAUAUAUAGUCAAUAUAUUUGGUAGAUGGGGACCAAUAUGGAUCAAUGCUACUUUGAUUUUUAUGAUUACGGCUAUUGCUAAUUUGAGAUAAGUAGACUCAGAGAAAGAGAACCAAUCCUUUGAUGUCGGUUAUGUUCCUUAAGCAACAGCUUUGUUAUACAUAAUUGCAUUUGGAACUCCUGUGAUUUUAGCUGUCGUAAUGAAGGUCUUAGGAGUUGACUUAAGUUUCUUCCAAACCAUCUGCUUAUAUGGUUAUUCCAUGUCAACACUGUUACCCAUCACAAUUCUAUGUUACUUUUAGAAUGAAUUGUUUUUAUGGUUAAUUAUAGCAUAUGGAGUUGGAAAUUCAAUAUUAUUUUUGAUUUUCAAUUUGAAAGAGUAACAAUUAAUAUUAUAUAAUAUUAGAGAACUAGAUAAAUUAUAGAUUCAAAAAAAGUAUAUCAUAAUAGCCAUAGUAGUUACAAUGCAAUUGUCUCUCUACUUAUUUUAUAAAUUGGUCUUCUUUUCUUAUGUGUCCGAAGGUAUUGUAGAAACUACAAAUACAAGUGCCUCAUCAGAACCAAAAGAACCUGCAAAUUGAGUGUUCUAAAUUCAUAUUGUGUG